AUGAGCCCGAUAGAGAACGUGGAGCCCCCGCGGACUGUAGCCUCUCCUGAGGACAGUAGCGAGGGCGCCGAAGGAGCAGCUGAUCAUCCUCGGGCGGUCAAUCCGCGUGCGGACAGAUCGCGACAACUUUUCGGAGUGCAACUUGAAGUAACAAGUUUGCUUCUGGAAGCUGAGAGACGGAAACUAGCAGUUCUGCAAAGAGAAUUGCAGAUUUCGUUAGCAGAAGGAGGUUCUAUAAAAGCUAAAGAGCAGCAAAAGCAAGAAUUGAUAAUUGCCAUCUCGCGAAUACAAGCACAACAUGGCCAUUUGGAGAAGGAGUACAGACAGCAUGCCAUAGGUGUAUUACGCAGUUCCAACACGAGGGGAAUCGGCAAGGCAAGUCAUCAGUGCUAA
Messenger RNA from Ctenocephalides felis (cat flea), 393 nucleotides. RefSeq lists its product as uncharacterized. The record is from RefSeq and is a predicted model, not a curated record. The transcript has 3 exons. The coding region runs from base 1 to 393 and encodes 130 amino acids. NCBI's taxonomy places the organism in Eukaryota, Metazoa, Arthropoda, Insecta, Siphonaptera, Pulicidae.